Molecule: messenger RNA, 1937 nt
Organism: Aphidius gifuensis
Lineage: Eukaryota; Metazoa; Arthropoda; Insecta; Hymenoptera; Braconidae
Gene: ND-51
Product: NADH dehydrogenase [ubiquinone] flavoprotein 1, mitochondrial
Exons: 6
Coding region: 85-1500 (471 amino acids)
Biological process (GO): mitochondrial electron transport, NADH to ubiquinone
Molecular function (GO): NAD binding; FMN binding; NADH dehydrogenase (ubiquinone) activity
Source: RefSeq, a predicted model, not a curated record
AGUCCCUACAUAAAUGUUUUGGUAAUAUAUGGAUUGACACAUACAAUCACAAAUUAAUAAAUAAAUUAUUGUCAGUUUAUAAAAAUGGCGAGUGCCAUAAGUCGUUGUGCUCUAAUCUCCAGUCGACAAUUAAAUCGUCUAGGAGGUGUACUGACGACAACACAAAAUGCAAGGACAUUUGCUGAUGCAGCUCCAGAGGGAAAGAAAUAUGGAAGUCCACUUAAUGAUCAAGAUAGAAUUUUUACAAAUUUAUAUGGACGACAUGAUUGGCGUUUGAAAGGUUCAUUAAAACGUGGUGAUUGGUACAAGACAAAAGAGAUACUUGAUAAAGGAGUAGAAUGGAUUAUAAAUGAAGUUAAAGUAUCUGGUUUAAGAGGUAGAGGUGGUGCUGGUUUUCCAUCAGGAAUGAAAUGGUCAUUUAUGAAUAAACCAUCAGAUGGUAGACCAAAAUAUUUAGUUGUUAAUGCUGAUGAAGGUGAACCAGGUACAUGUAAAGAUCGUGAAAUAAUGCGUCAUGAUCCACAUAAACUUGUUGAAGGUUGUUUAAUUGCUGGUAGAGCUAUGGGUGCAUGUGCUGCAUAUAUUUAUAUACGUGGUGAAUUUUAUAAUGAAGCAUCAAAUAUGCAAGUUGCUAUUGCUGAAGCAUAUCAAGCUGGUUUAAUUGGUAAAAAUGCAUGUGGUUCUGGUUAUGAUUUUGAUAUAUUUGUACAACGUGGAGCUGGUGCAUAUAUAUGUGGUGAAGAAACAGCAUUGAUUGAAUCAAUUGAGGGUAAACAAGGUAAACCAAGAUUGAAGCCACCUUUUCCAGCUGAUGUUGGUCUUUUUGGAUGUCCAACAACUGUAACAAAUGUUGAAACAGUUGCUGUUGCACCAACAAUAUGUCGUCGUGGUGGUACAUGGUUUGCUUCAUUUGGUCGUCCUCGUAAUCAUGGUACAAAGCUCUUUAAUAUUUCUGGUCACGUAAAUAAUCCCUGCACAGUUGAGGAAGAAAUGUCAAUACCAAUGAAGGAGCUUAUUGAGAGACAUGCAGGUGGUGUUAUUGGAGGAUGGGAUAAUUUACUUGGUGUUAUUCCCGGUGGAUCAUCAACUCCCAUUAUUCCAAAGAGCGUAUGUGAUACUGUUCUUCUGGAUUUUGAUGAUCUUGUUAGAGUACAAAGUUCAUUUGGUACUGCUGCAUUGAUUGUGAUGAACAAGCAAACUGAUGUCAUCAAGGCAAUUCAACGUCUCAUCAGUUUUUAUAAACAUGAAUCGUGUGGUCAGUGCACUCCAUGCAGAGAAGGUAUAUCCUGGAUGUACAAAAUAAUGAGCCGAUUUGUCGAGGGUAAUGCUGAGGUGCACGAAAUUGAUAUGCUUUGGGAAUUAACAAAACAAAUUGAACUUCACACAAUCUGUGCAUUGGCUGAUGGUGCUGCUUGGCCAGUUCAAGGUCUCAUUAGACACUUUAGACCAGCUAUUGAAGAAAGAAUAAUUAACUUCAAGCAACAACGAGCAACAAAUUAAUAGUUUUUUUUACUUGAUUAUAAUAUCAAAGUAAAAUUUAAUAAACAAACAAAAAAGAUACUAUUUAAUUUAUAAUAAAUUCUUUUUUAAAUUAUCUCAGUCCAAACAAAUUGUUAUUUGUUUUUAUGUGUAAAUAGUGUGGCUGAUUGAUAGACUUUUUUUUUUUUUUUUUUUUUUCAUUUUCAAACACGUAUUCUUCACUCAGACAUUGUCAAGUUGAUAAAAUUUAAUCGAAUUGUAUUGGAAUAAAAAAUAAUAAAAUUGAAAAAACAUUGUGAAUAUACUAAAAGUUUGAAAUCGAAUGUUUUAGUUAUUUAUUUUUCUUAUAAAAUUUUGCAGAGUGUAUCCAAUUCCAUGCUUCACUGUUCACGUUUUUAAACUUAAAUUAUAACAUAUUAGAAACUAAAAGUUUUAAAGUUGGUGUUGUGGAACGUUGA